This is a messenger RNA of Pangasianodon hypophthalmus (striped catfish), 2178 nucleotides long. RefSeq names its product ring finger protein 14 (gene rnf14). Gene Ontology annotation, molecular function: zinc ion binding; ubiquitin protein ligase activity; ubiquitin conjugating enzyme binding. The transcript is spliced from 8 exons. NCBI's taxonomy places the organism in Eukaryota, Metazoa, Chordata, Actinopteri, Siluriformes, Pangasiidae. Gene Ontology annotation, biological process: positive regulation of proteasomal ubiquitin-dependent protein catabolic process; protein polyubiquitination; ubiquitin-dependent protein catabolic process. Gene Ontology annotation, cellular component: ubiquitin ligase complex; cytoplasm. Bases 168 to 1559 code for a protein of 463 amino acids. The record is from RefSeq and is a predicted model, not a curated record.
CUAACUGUCAACAGCUACAGGAGAUGUGAUUGGACAAACAGCAGCCAAUCCGCGCGCGGCAGGGGCGGGACUUAGUCAGAAUGUGGGAUACAGUGAAUGACAGCAUGAAGUAGUUCUUCUGCUUCUGGUCUUAUAUAUUUAUAGUUCUACUCUGUAGGAAUGUUCAAAUGUCUGAUCAGGAAGCACAGGAUGACGAACUGCUGGCUCUAGCGAGUAUUUAUGAUGAAGAAGAGUUUCGCCGAGCCGAAUCAGGUCGGGAAGGAGAGAUCCAUCUGUGUCUCGAGCUGCCCCGUGACUUCAAGUUGCUGGUCAGCGGGGAGAAAUGCGUGGAGUACGACGUAUUGUUUCUGCCUCCUCUGGUCCUGAGUUUCGAGCUUCCUGUCGAUUAUCCUUCCUCAUCAGCGCCGGUGUUUACGCUGAGCUCCAAAUGGCUCUCUAGACUCCAGCUGACGUCUCUGUGUAAGCGUCUGGAUGACCUGUGGCAGGAGAAUCAGGGCAGCGUGGUGCUCUUCACCUGGAUCCAGUUCCUCAAGGAGGAGGCUUUGGACUUCCUGGGUCUGCAGUCUCCUCUGGAAAUCCACAGCACUGGCAGCAAACACUCUCAGCUGGAGCGCUGCAGAACUGAUGGAGCCGCCAAGCGAGCUGAAAAUGCGGGUGCGGAGAAGAAGAAGCCGGCGGAGCUGGACCCUCGCGCCGUUCUGGAGGCCGGGCCGCACGCUGACCUGCUGCGUCAGCUCCUGGACUUCGACGAAGCUCAGCGGCAGAAGGUUUUCGACAGCAAGGUCUUCUGCUGUGGGAUCUGCUUCUCCGAGAAGCUGGGCUCCAGCUGCGUGCUCUUUAAAGAGUGCCAGCACGUUUACUGCAGGGCCUGCAUCAAGGAGUUCUUCCAGAUCCAGAUCCGAGACGGCAAAGUCCAGUGCCUUACAUGCCCCGAGCCGAAGUGUACCUCUGUAGCCACACCUUCCCAGGUGAAACUGCUGGUUGGGGAGGAGGAGUUUGCGCGCUACGACCGCUUGUUGCUGCAGAACAGCCUGGACCUGAUGGCGGACGUUGUGUACUGUCCUCGCACUUCCUGUUGCAUGGCUGUGAUGCUGGAGCCCAACGCCACCAUGGGCCUGUGUCCGUCCUGCCGCUACGCCUUCUGUACGCUGUGCAAGCGCGCCUACCACGGCCUCUCGCACUGCCUGCCCACCGUCCAGGAGCUUAAUAACCUGCAGGAGGAGUACCUGGCUGGCUCUGCGGAGGAGAAAAAGUUCUUGGAGCAGCGUUUUGGGAAGCAGGUGAUCCAGCGUGCUGUAGAGGAGUCCUUCAGUAGGAAGUGGUUGGAAGAGAACUCUAAAAACUGCCCUCGCUGUGGCUGUCACAUUCAGAAGAUGGAAGGCUGCAACAAAAUGACCUGCUCCUCCUGUCACCAGUACUUCUGCUGGAUCUGCCUGGCUCCUCUGUCUCGAGUGAAUCCCUACAGCCACUUCAACAAUCCCAACAUACCCUGCUUCAACCAAUUGUUCCUGGGCGUAGAUGAAGAAGAUGAUGAGUUUUGGAGUGAUGAAGAUGAGUGAAAAUGAGUUGAGUGCCACAUCCCGGAGUCAUUUCACCGGUGCCCUGAUAGCUGCUACCUGCUGUGCACAUCCCCUCACUUUACAUCCAUUUUUUUCUUAUUUGUAGUUGUUCCAAAAUGAACGAUCAGCUUGGUGAAGGGGAUUAAAAAAAAGCUAACAAGCAAAAUGGAGUUAUUUGUUAGAAAAGAAGCAGUCAGAGGACUUCUUGAUGAUUUUUCAGUAAUUUAACGAGAGCAUGACGUUGCUGGCGUUUCCUAAAACGAUUCUUCACAUAAUCUCCUCUGUGUUAAUGUUCGUUGUGUUCGGAAUCAAGUAAAAUCAAAGAACACUAAAGGAAUUUAUUCUGUUCCUCAUGGUCUGUUUACAAGGUGGAGACACAAAGGUAGAGACUUUAGUGACUUUCCCAGUGAAGCCUGAAGUUGGAAAUCAUUUCUAUUUUUAUCUAAUAUUAUCCAUCAAUAAAUAUUAGCAUAAAUAUACUAUUAUGGAAUUAACGAGUUCCUUAUUAAGUCUAUAUUUUUCUUUGAUAAAGCUUUAUUGAAAACAUGAAUACCUGCAUAUAAUUUUAUUCAUGUACACAUGCCUCGCCACAAUAAACUGACAUGUAGGUCGUGAUGAA